AUGUCGGACUCGCUCAAGCAGCAGUACCCCCCCUUCGCCACGGACCCAGAGACGCCGUGGCCGACCACCGACGGCAAGCGCGCGAUGCCGCGGCUCGCCGCUUCCGGCGGCGGCGCGGCGCGUCCGUGGGUCGACCCGACGACUCUCCUGCUUCAGCCGGGCGAGACCUCCUCCAUCGCCCUCCGCCUCCAGCUGGCCGAGGCCGGCCCGCGCACGCGCGACGCCGCCCUCGCCAAGAUGGGCUCCGCCGUGCUGCGCGCCGUGCCAGGGUACGUCCUCUCGCCGCACCUGCCCGGCACCCUCUUCGUUCAGCCGCCGGCCGGCGCGAGCGUCUCGACCGCCCGCGCCGACCCUCCCUCCGGCGCCGACACCGCCACCCUCGAUGCCACGCUGCGUGCGCCCCUCCCCAGCGGCUUCGUCCCCGUCCGCCUGACUGCGGCGGGCUACGGUGAGGCGCGGCUCCGCGUCGCCUUCUCCGACGGCUCAGAGGCGCUCGCGCACUACUACGUCCUGCCGCCGUUUGAGCGCCAAGUCGCCGCGCUCGGCGCCCACCUCGCCAAACUUGGGUGGCUGCCGCGCGAGUACCCGGACCCGUUCGGCCG
Emiliania huxleyi CCMP1516 is the source of this 602-nucleotide messenger RNA. RefSeq lists its product as hypothetical. The record is from RefSeq and is a predicted model, not a curated record. NCBI's taxonomy places the organism in Eukaryota, Haptophyta, Isochrysidales, Noelaerhabdaceae. The annotation marks the transcript as partial. The transcript has a single exon.